This is a messenger RNA of Pecten maximus, 1126 nucleotides long. RefSeq lists its product as uncharacterized. The record is from RefSeq and is a predicted model, not a curated record. The coding region runs from base 110 to 1075 and encodes 321 amino acids. The transcript has 2 exons. NCBI's taxonomy places the organism in Eukaryota, Metazoa, Mollusca, Bivalvia, Pectinida, Pectinidae.
UAAAAAGCUUGCUUUAAUGACAACAGUGUUGUAAUUGAGUGACAAGAAUACAAGCGAGGCAGCACCAACACGACAGUAGAAAGGUGGUGUGCGAGAACAUUUCAUAAAAAUGGUGCUCCCUUCAAGUUAUCCCAAGUAUGCAUACCGUACAUCAAUAUCCAAAUCUGUUAAAAGGACCAAUUCCGAUAAUACUGCAAACAACUCCGUGAAAACAGAAGAUGACAACAAGAAAAAAGUUCUGCAUAAAUUUUGGCGAUCUUUGACACCACAGUCAGCACAGAGGAAUAUACCCAAAUCCCCAGAUGGAAGACAGGCAACGAGAGUCCGUUUACCAUUACGACCUGAAAUCCACAUUCCUAAAAUUAUGUUAACACCACCAGAAGACCACGCUGGGGAUGUAGUUCAUCAGAGGCAUGCAGUUGUUCAACGUUACAACAUUUACUCAGAUUCAUUCCAGGUAAAUCGACAUGAAGAUAGGCUGAACACUUCUACACCGAAGUCGUUGCGGCCUUGGACGAACGGGGUACAACCAGGAGACGUCAGGAUAAAGUCAGACUCUAUCAAGGUCCAAAGUGGCUUUCUGGGAUCACAGCUUAAACAAACACCGAAAAGACCAGUACGAUCGUCUGGUCGUUACUUGUAUAGACGACAAACGCCUAGAAUCACACAGAAUAAUGACGAGAGGAACAUUGACUCGGUUACCGUGUCUGAAACGGAUUUACGACAUACCAGAAAGUGGGACACUUGUUCGGACUGCGCACAUGAAGAUUUGACCCAGAAUUCCGUUUCCUGUUCCGAGUUACAUGAUGUCCAUAGAAAGGAUGAACAUUCUUCUCACGGCGUUGAUUUAUCAACAGAAUCUGACGUUGACACGGUGUAUGCAAUAUUUGCACCUGAAAAUGAUAAACAAUCUUCUACAAAAUUUGUUAGGAUCUGUGAUUCGGCAGAAACUUGUUUGAGUGACUACUCGGAGAAUGAGAUAUUAUAUAAUGAUUCGUGUGUAGGAUUUCAGGAUGUUGAUUUGAGCAUUGAUCCAACAACUCUCUCGUCAUUGAGUGACGACUGGUUUCUUUGAAAAGAGAAUUUCUUGUUUAUUUCGUGAGAUCAAAUACACGUAGCGAAUGAC